Messenger RNA from Pyricularia grisea, 2399 nucleotides. RefSeq lists its product as uncharacterized. The transcript is spliced from 5 exons. Bases 331 to 1701 code for a protein of 456 amino acids. The record is from RefSeq and is a predicted model, not a curated record. NCBI's taxonomy places the organism in Eukaryota, Fungi, Ascomycota, Sordariomycetes, Magnaporthales, Pyriculariaceae.
GCCAAAUUUUUUUGACGAAACAGUAAACAAUCAUCACACAUUUUCCCUCGCCUCCACCAAACAGUACUUGACCCAUUGAUGAUACUUGACUACUAAGUGCAUCUCUUAGACCACAUAUCACUCUUCUCCAAACCACUGAUUCCAACACUACAGCCAUUAUCUGUCCUUUCACGACCAGCCUGCACCUGCACGCGACACUACCUUUUAAACCCUCGACAAACACCCCUCCCUUCGUAACUUGGACUUUGCAGUGCGCAGAAAUCCAGUACCCAUUCACCUGUCUACAGGUUCACAACUUACCCUCUCAUAUUACUCACCGAAAUAUUUAAAAUGGCCGCCGCUGCUGUUCAGAACCCCCCAGUCCAGGCCGAGUCCAAAUCGGCCAAGAAGAAGAAGGCCAAGAUGGAGCGCACCGAGUCCCCUGCUCCUGCUUCUGUUGGUACGCCCGCGGAAAAGCCCAGCUCGGUAGUCGGUGAUGGCGAGGAGGGCGAGAACCCCUACAUCCGGGACAUGCAAAAGAACAUCCGAAACGUCAACAAGAAGAUUAGCAACAUUACCAAGACCGAGACCGUCGUUUCCGAGCAUAAGGGCAAGACGUUGGAUGAGCUUGUGAAGCUGAAGAUCAUCAACGCCGACCAAAAGGCCUCUAUCCAAAAGAAGGAGGGUUUGCAGACGCAGCUAGCCCAGCUUGAGGAGCAACUGAGCCAAUACAAGAAGAUAGACCAGGAGUACCGGACACGGGCCAAUCAGAUCAAGACCGAGCUGGAGAAGACUUUGACCGACCGCUAUGAGAAGGAGAAGGCGGAUGCAGUGGCUGAGGUCAAGGCAGAGCUCUCCGGUGCGGCCGACAAGACCCUGCAUGAUAGCUUGCUAGUCAUUUCGCAAUUCCUCCGUCUUGCAGCUGCGCGUCGUGGAGAGGAGCAUGACCCUGAGCUUGACGAGAACCGCGCCCUGGAGGGUGUUCUGUUGCAGGUAUACUCUGGCGACGAGGAAGGUGUAGCAACCAUGUUGAAGCUGGUUCAGGGCUCGUCUGAGAAGGCCAAGAGCGUGGCAAGCGAGCCUCUUGAGGCAACCUUUGCCCAAAUCAAGCAGGCUGCUGUUGCCCAUGCAGUACCGCUUUACACCGAAGGCGCUGCUGCUGAGACGGAGAUUACUGAGCCUGCCACAGACCCCACCAUCGCAAACGCUGGCCUGACCGAGAUUGACGCUGGUGUGGAUGUCGCUGUCACCAACGGCCAUUCUGCCGAGGCUCCCGCUGCGAGUUCCAACACGGGCGUUCCCGCGAACGCUGAUGUGGGUGAGGGUGCUGCCAACGCUGCUGCCGAUUCGCAGUGGGAUGCUGGAAAUGCCAGCAUGUCUGCCUCCCAGGAGUGGGUGGAGGUUCCUCGAGAGCCUACCGAGACCGACAACGGUCUCACUGCUACACCUGCUGCUCCCGCCAACACUCAGUCUUGGGCUGAUGAUGCUGCUGACCAUGCUGCAGAGACUCCUGCGGUCCCCGCCGACCCCAACGAUGGUUUCCAGUCUGUUCAGGGACGUAACCGUGGCCGUGGAGACCGAGAGGGAGGCAACUUGCGCGGACGGGGCAACUACCGUGGCAACCGCGGCUUCCGUGGCGACGGUCGUGGCCGUGGCCGCGGUCGCGGCAGGGGAGGCAACGGCGGUCAGCACCACCAGCAACGCAACACCGACGAAUCUUAGGAUGAUGUGUCGAUUGUUCCCACUUCUCCUGAACCUACUCUCUGGUAGGGUUGGGGUGCCUCCUAACACAUGCCUCUUCCUUUUCCUCUCCGAAGCGUGCCUUCUUAUCUUUCUUCCUGUUUACCUUCACACCCGACCUUUCUGCAUCCCUUUUUGUGUCCCUUCUUCCAGUACCUCUCCUCGUGUUCCUGUCUCGUGCCUGCAUUUGAUGGAGUAUGGUUGCGGCAGAGCAUUGGAAAUGAAGUGGACACAUUCCGCAGACCUUCUCUCAUAUUUGUCACCCGUCAGCAACGCAUAUCACACCGGCGCAUGAUGUCUUUGAAAAAGCUUUUUUAUUCUUCUCUUCUGCCCUGACGGCUACAGUCGUGGCUUUUUUUUUUCUUUUCAAGCUGUGGCAACAACCCUCAAUAACCUUUACCGAUAAUUUUAUCGCCAGGAAACAGAUGGCCCUUGGGUAGCUCUCUAGGUGUCUAUCCAAACGGGUUCAUUUGUACUCCAUAUCAGAGGCGGGCAUUGCUGACAAGGUGUGCUAUCUACCAGCACCUGUCUACUCAGCUAACUUUUUUGUGUCGAAGCUUUUUUUUGUAACAAUGUAAAACAGAUAAAUGGAUGAUCUUGGGCUGGGAUUCUGUGGCUGGUUGGGAAAUGGUCAGGAGGAAAAGUUCUUGAGUUAAUAAUAAGAGAACAAUAAUGAGGCG